Tripterygium wilfordii is the source of this 468-nucleotide messenger RNA. RefSeq lists its product as uncharacterized. The transcript has a single exon. Lineage: Eukaryota; Viridiplantae; Streptophyta; Magnoliopsida; Celastrales; Celastraceae. Bases 1 to 468 code for a protein of 155 amino acids. Gene Ontology annotation, molecular function: nucleic acid binding; RNA-DNA hybrid ribonuclease activity. The record is from RefSeq and is a predicted model, not a curated record.
AUGAAUGUUGACGCUGCUAGAGAGAAAGAUGGUCUCAGAUCUGCAGUUGGUUGCGUGGCUAGAAAUUCUAAUGGCAGGUUGACUAUAGCAUCUGCAGUACCAGUUGGGCUCCUUUCCUCUGUUGAAAGUGCAGAAUCAUAUGCUAUUAGGGAGGGUAUCAAGCUUGCAAUUGAGGCUGGCUUGGAGCAUGUUACGAUUGCCAGUGACUCUAAAGGAGUUGUGGCCAAGAUCAAUGCGCAGGAUUCUGGGUUAAAUGAAGAUGGCAGCAUUAUUGGUGAAAUUCAGAUGCUACGGGAGAAGUUGCGAUAUUGUAAGGUAUCUUACUACUCUAGGAAUUGUAACAAUGUAGUGCAUAGUAUUGCUAAGUUCUCUUUGACUUGUUCAGUUCCACACAUUUGGAACGAUUCGAAUGAGCUUCGUUGGCUCCAGGAAGCUGUAAUGGCAUAUUUAUUGCCUGCUGUCGCUUAA